Schistocerca piceifrons (Central American locust) is the source of this 4472-nucleotide messenger RNA. RefSeq names its product zinc finger protein 777-like. Gene Ontology annotation, molecular function: DNA-binding transcription factor activity; RNA polymerase II cis-regulatory region sequence-specific DNA binding. Lineage: Eukaryota; Metazoa; Arthropoda; Insecta; Orthoptera; Acrididae. Gene Ontology annotation, biological process: regulation of transcription by RNA polymerase II. The transcript is spliced from 6 exons. Bases 289 to 1587 code for a protein of 432 amino acids. The record is from RefSeq and is a predicted model, not a curated record.
GCUAAGGGUGUGCGGAGUGGAGUGGGAGGUGCACGGAUCCCAGCGCAGCGGCCCGACCUUACGCGACGCGGGGCGCGACCACCGACUAGCGUGACUCCAUGUAGCAGAGGGACACCGCCGACCGACCAUCCGGCGCCUCCAGCAGGUGCGCACUCGUCCCGUGCGUCGACUUGCAGCAGGCAGCAGUGAGCGCUGACGGCGGAGCGCCGUCCAUGGGCUGAGCCUCCCGGCGCACAGCCCCACUCUCUUCGUACCGGAGGCGGCGAGUCCGAGCACUUGUCGCGGGUCAUGACGAUGGCGGAGGCGGCGGCGGAGGCAGCGCCGGCCCCGGCGCCCGACCACCGCAAGCAGCGCAAGCGCAAGCGGCUCAGCGCCGUCGUCGACCAGCUGGCCCUGCACAACAACAACAACAACAAUAACAACAACAACAACGUGCCGCCCAGCGGCGCCAACAGCCCCGACUGCGAGGAUGAGGACGUCUUCAGCGACAGCACGACGCCUCCGCCGGUGACCGCGCUGUCGCAGGCUCCGGUGCCGCAGGCCGGUGUGACGGCGGGGGCGGCUGCGGCGGCGGCGGCGGGGGCGGCCGCGGGCGGCGAGUCCGCGGGCAGCUCGGGCCCCGAGCCGGGCACGCCGCUGUCGUGCGGCUGCGCCAGCUGCUUCAGCUUCGAGUACUACCUGCACUCCCAGUACCUGCACGCCGCCUCACCCGACGCCUUUCGCCGCCGCUCGCACUCCGACUCCGACCUGCCGCUAUGGCUCGACACGCGGGAAAUGGCGGCACGGCGCCCAGCAGCGCUGUCGGCGCCGAGCAAGGGCGGCUCCCUGGAGUCGGAGGGCUCGGGGUCCCAAGACUCGCCGCUCGACCUGUCGAUGAAGGCCGCGUCCGCGUCGGCGUCGGCGUCGGCGUCCGCGUCGGCGUGGUCGUGCCACACGAGCAGCAGCACGGGCUCGUCGGAGCCCGGCACGCCCGCCGCCGUCGUGACGGCCGGUGGCGUCGCGGUGCCCGUGGUGCGCGGGGACGUGGCGUCGCCCACCACCAUGGCGAGCGUCGCAGUGCGCUACAACCUGGAGGUGUCGCCCGUUGUCGAGGAAAUGCCGCCGGGCGCCGACGUCGCUUACGUGUGCCCCGUCUGCGGCCAGAUGUUCAGCCUGCACGACCGCCUCGCCAAGCACAUGGCCAGCCGGCACCGCAACUCGGCCGGCGCCCCCGAGCGCGCCUACCUGUGCGAGGUGUGCCGGCGGUCGUUCGCGCGCUCCGACAUGCUGACGCGGCACAUGCGGCUGCACACGGGCAUCAAGCCGUACACUUGCCGCGUCUGCGGGCAGGUGUUCUCGCGUUCGGACCACCUGAGCACGCACCAGCGCACGCACACGGGCGAGAAGCCGUACAAGUGCCCGCAGUGCCCGUACGCGGCGUGCCGGCGCGACAUGAUCACGCGCCACAUGCGCACGCACGCGCGAGGCGGCACCGGCGCCGCCCCCGGCCUGGGACUCAACCUGGUGCAGCCCAAGCAGGAGCUCGAGGAACCGGCCAGCCCCUCGCAGGCGCUCUCCGCGCUCUCCAUGGAACCCGGCCUGCAGUAGCAGCGGCAGCGGCACCGCGCUCACCCUCCUCCCGUGUCUCCGAGAGCCGCUCGCGACGGACGGACUGUGCGCCGAUUUACCCGCUAGUGGUCACCGAGCAUCAUCUGGACGACUGCAACUUCGAGACGGCGCACUGCCAGGUUCAGGUGCUCGUCUCAGGGCAUUGCUGUGAAGUGUCAUCCUCCGAUUAACUGUAUGCUGUGGGGACUACUGUUCUGUAUCUCCCAAGCUUCUAAUAAGUAUCAAAAUGUCAUUACUUGCACACCAAUCUGCAUCGCACCUGGAGUCAGUUUCAGAGAGCCUCCAGGAAAACAUCUGUACAUCACGACGUCCACCCUUCGACACAGAGUACUCCUGUGGCCCGACGGGUGUCAACACGAACACGUCGGGAGCCUCUGCCAGACUUUCUGCACCGUGGAGCCCAAGUGAACACUCUUGGGUGUGGAAUAUGAAACCGGGAUUAACACCGAAAUUUUACUGAAAAUUCUAUCCCCCCGAGCAGAUGCCAUUCUCUUUGGAUCUGCCUCGGUUCACCAAACAAUCGCACCAUAGUACUCGUACGCCCAUCAGCUCUACUGCUUGCAGGCAGUCUCACUAUUUGUGGCAGCCGGUAAUUGGAACUGGAUAACUUCGGAGCUGCCAGAAAAUCACAUCUGUCGCUGACGACUUCCACCUGUAAACACAGUGCUGGCACUGUGCGCAUUUUUCUGCGGCUAGAUGGGUAGCAGCACGAAAGCAGUUAGAAGCUGCGACACUUUCUACACCGCGAAGCCCAAGUGUACACUCGUGCGAAGGCAGUACGAACCAAGUAGAGGCGAUAUUGAUAUCAAAAGUUGGGAGCCACAGCGAUGAGCGACACAAGCGCAGGGCUCCGCCUCCCUAUAAAGUGCUGACAAACAACAGUGUUGCAGAGUGGCUGACGCAAUGGCUAGAUAGUAGCGUGGAGGUGCAGGGACAAUGUAUACAUCACAUGAAUUACUGUCAGGUGACACUCGAGAGUCGGUAAGUACGGGAAGAGCAUGUGGCCUCGGAUGCUGCGGAGCGGCGAAGUAGGUGGUGGUAUCGGCGUGUUUUGACGUCACUGUGGGGCGAGGCGACCAGCGUAGCGUGUCGUGGCUGCCGUGCCGUGCUCGGCCUCGGCCAAUAUCGAUCUGGCAGCGGGCUGACGCUCGCACGCGUGUCGUCGUCGCCGCCGCCGCCACAGCGGGCCAUUAUAAUUAGAACAGCGGAACAGACGACAAUUCUUUACCUGAGCGGGGCUCGAACGGGCACGCGGCCAGCAGGUGGGGCCGCGAUCGCCAGCGCUAUUAAAAACUGGCUGCGCCCGACCGGCGGCUGCCCACGCCUCGCCGCCCCCCCCCCCCUCCACCGCUCCCCCUCCCCUCCGCCGCCGCCCGACGCCACGCUUCCCGGCCGCUGCAGGUACGUCUCUGGACACCCGCACCUGUUAUUGUUACAACUACUGCACUUCCUCCUUACUGCCGGCGGUGAAAAUAAUCGAGGGACGGGAGCUUUUUGUAAAUGCUUUGCUGGUCUCUAAGAGACCCGUCUACUUGUAAAAAUUUUUGUUGUUGUUAUUGUUCUUGUUAUUCUUAUUGUCUGACAGGUGAGACCUCGAGCUGCCCUCGUACGAUGGCGUUCUUGCGCCUCAUCACACUUUUCAUCUCGUUCAUUGAGGGAUAUUUGGAAAUUAAAAUACUCACAACUCGAGUUCCCACAUUUCGUCCUUUGGCAUCUCCAGCGGACACUUGCCAAUCCCUUUGCCCAAUAAAAUGAUUGUCCCCAUUGUAUGUAGUCCACGUAAGUACUGUGACCCUCCUGUGUUCGUACGUACUGCCCUGUUUACCUCUCGCAUUGUCGAAGAAUCUGUUAGUGUCACGCGAAGCAAGUGCCAUACUGACUCGUUAACAAGUGUUGUAAAUAAAGUUUCGUGUUGCGCUGGAUUCAGCUCAGUCUUUUCCAGGACAAAACUUGUAAAGUCGAACAUUCGCAGCCUAGAAGAGAAAUAAAUUUGAUUUUCUAUAACGAAUUGAUAUGCGUCUGAUUUGGAGCAAGAGAAAUAUCGUCUCUUAUGGGGACAAGUGGCCAUUACUCACUCGACUGCAAUGUCCAAAGAAAUUAGGACUGCAGACUUUACAAGUAGAUACUCGCGUUGCUGAGGCGGUUGAGUGGGAUAGACUGAGUUGAGAAUGCGAGAGAUAUCGGCAUUAAGAGUGCCAGUCGAUAUGAAAAGUGCCAAGCUUAUUCAUUUGUAGAUGGUAAAACCAUGCAUACAGCCAGCAUAUGAAAAGACAGCAGAAACUGGGGAACUUGCUAGUAAUAACGGUCAUGUGAAAAUGCUGGGUGCUGCAAAAUGCCUGAAGUGGAAGGCGUCUCUGAAGUGGAAGGCAGAAAUAUUACAGAAUAAAAUUAUUAUGGGAAGGCCAGAGCCAUGAUUUAGCGAAGUUGGCUGCUAAUACAUUAUCUGGUACGGCUGACGGAUGUCUAACCUAGCUUGUAAUGUUUGUGCGUAUUGUGAAGAUGCCAGUGUACAAUUAAAUGAGAGAAGAAAGACUGACAGGAAGCUACGUGCUUGACACAUCUCUGGAGUUUCGCGUUUCCUCUUCCGAGCUGACUGCGUACUUAAUUUUCACAGAUUUUUGAUAUUCAUAGAGUCCGUUACUGGCUAUUGCACCAGUACACAUUCUGUUGAAUUUUCAUGUGAAUUGUUUCUUUGAACGGUUUACAGCAUUGUUUGUUCAGUACCCAUCCAUAGAGUAGUCCAUGCAUAGCGGUGCUUGUUUUUCACUUAAAAAGGAAGGAAUCUGUUACUCGCCAUUUUGAUGUUUCGUCGCUGUUCAGCAAUAAACUUUAAUUUUAAAUCGACUUUUGAAGACAAUUAUCUU